Trichobilharzia regenti is the source of this 8477-nucleotide messenger RNA. The record is from the annotation of a GenBank genome assembly. NCBI's taxonomy places the organism in Eukaryota, Metazoa, Platyhelminthes, Trematoda, Strigeidida, Schistosomatidae.
UUUCAAUUUGUGAUUGUGGGCGGUACUUCGAGUUCAUCGUUUGAGGGGUACCUCGAAACAUACUUUUGGUGUUCCGCAUAGCGCGAAAGGAUAUCUGCUGUAUGCCUAGCGUCUAAGGUACCACAUCAUGAAGUCCAGUAAAGAUUCGAAUGGAUCGCUCCACCUAGAUUCAAUACCAAAUAAAGCAGUCAGAGAGAACUGUGGUGACAAAAUUAAUAAGAGGAAUACUGUUAUUGGCAAUAUGUGUCAUGCAGUUGUAAGUCAAAAGCCUACUAAUGAAAUGAAAGGGAAGUUAAGUGAUAAUAAAAAUACAUCGUUUUCUACCACUGAACUUUCAAGUCUUUCCAGUCCUCCCAGAACAAGUGAAUGUACCCAUAAACCUAGACGAUCGCUCGUAGACUGGGAUAGUUUUAUAAAUUUACCCAAAAAGCAACGAAAUCUCUCUUUUAGAACUGGCGAUCCAUCUCGAUCAGUACUCACGAAAACAACACCACCCGCUCUCACAUCCCCAGUUAAAUUGAAGCAGGAUUAUGAUAAAGAUUGUGUGUUACCUGUAAAAACAAAUGAUUCGACGGGGAAGAGUCCGUUAACGUCACCCAGAAGCAGUUCACUACAAGACAAGCCAUGCUCGCCUAGCAGUCGUUCAUCUUAUGAUAAAAAUCCUAAGAGGAAUGCUUUUGCAAAGAAAGAGGACUUACCUUAUGCAUUUAAAUCAGACCGUAUCUCACCACCGUUUGUAACGAAAAAGCCUACUGAAUCUAAAAAACAUAGGCUGUCUCUUUUUACCGCUGACCUCACCAACUGUAUAUUACUUGCAGAUGGAAAAGAUGUAAAGUCUCAAAAAGGAAGUCAUGAACAAAAUCAUAUUUACUCCAGUGAUUCCAAAAAAAGGAAGUUAUCCCCUUCAGUUUUUUCUUGUAAAAUGAAAAAGUCAUCCUCAAUUUUAAUGAAAGGAAGUCAGUGUAAUGGUUUGCUGUCAACUAACUCCCAUCCUGAUAAAAAUCGUACAAGGAAAAAGUUGUAUGAAAUCAAUCAGUUUUACGAAUCCCCAUCAAUGUUCCCUGCAACUUCUAGUUUAGUGGAGAAUGUGGACGAUGAAAUAUCAAUUAGGAAUGGUGUUAUUUCUCCAGGGAAUUACAGUCUUCUGAAUGGACAUUCAGGCGAUGAUUGCAAAUCUCCGCAAUACUCAUAUUCGAAGAAAUCAACUGUUCCUGCUUCUAAUGAUUCAAAAUUGAAAUCAGUCACUCCUCCUUGGGCUACUCGCAGUACCUUUAGUGAUGAUGAUAGUUCAAUUAAAAUAGUUAAUACUACAUCAGACAAUACAUCACCCUCUCAAAAUAAAGAUUUAAAUUCUUCAAAGCAUCAUUUGUCUUCAAAAAUACAUCCUUCUAAGUUAACGGAAAAAGAUGUUUGGCACAACUACAGACCUCCUCAUAAUGGACCUUAUACAUGUUCAUUUUGUGGUCAAGUGAUUCAUAAGCGAUCGAAUUUUUCGAAGCAUCUGCUUACUUGUAAACCUAGAUUGAGCAUCAAUGACACCGAAAAAAUGAAGUCCUUAUCGCAGAAGAAGAAGCAGAAACUUCAUUCUUUGUUGAAAUCCUGCAGUAAAAUGUCAUCAAAAUCAGAUGAUGUUAUGAAACGUUUAACCAGACGUAUACUGUUGCAUACUGCAAAAAAUAAGAAAUGUGAUACAUCCGUCAAUCAUGUGAUGGAGAAUUCGUCUUAUGAAACCUCUGAUAUAUUCUCAAGUCAUGAUGAUACGAAAGACGUUUCAUCCUGUAUAGAAAGCUCUCACAAAAGUUGCCUACCGACACCGAUAAGAUCAGUGUGUGACACCAAUGAAGAUUUUAGUGAUAUAUUCAAGGACUCAACAACUCCUACGACGUCUAAAAUGAAAGCUUCACGUGACCUCGAGAAUGAACGGAGUGUUAGUGAGCACAAGUCAAAUGAAUCCCUGGACGAAGAUAAUGAUUCAUCAGUUCGUACACUGAGGAGAACGCGUGUACGCGAGAUGCGAACGUCUACCGAUAAAGCAAAGAUGAUACGUCGUACUUCCUCAAAGAAGUUGUCGAAAUCUGAAACAAUGUGUAGUCCGUCUUCAAAGGUAGCAGAGGAACAGUUUGAUUUUACUGGUUCCGAUACUACUAGUGAAUGUUCACGUGCACAGAUAAGUGAAGACAAGCCAGAGGACAGUAAUCGAAAAUGUGAUACAUCCGUCAAUCAUGUGAUGGAGAAUUCGUCUUAUGAAACCUCUGAUAUAUUCUCAAGUCAUGAUGAUACGAAAGACGUUUCAUCCUGUAUAGAAAGCUCUCACAAAAGUUGCCUACCGACACCGAUAAGAUCAGUGUGUGACACCAAUGAAGAUUUUAGUGAUAUAUUCAAGGACUCAACAACUCCUACGACGUCUAAAAUGAAAGCUUCACGUGACCUCGAGAAUGAACGGAGUGUUAGUGAGCACAAGUCAAAUGAAUCCCUGGACGAAGAUAAUGAUUCAUCAGUUCGUACACUGAGGAGAACGCGUGUACGCGAGAUGCGAACGUCUACCGAUAAAGCAAAGACGAUACGUCGUACUUCCUCAAAGAAGUUGUCGAAAUCUGAAACAAUGUGUAGUCCGUCUUCAAAGGUAGCAGAGGAACAGUUUGAUUUUACUGGUUCCGAUACUACUAGUGAAUGUUCACGUGCACAGAUAAGUGAAGACAAGCCAGAGGACAGUAAUCGAAAAUGUGAUACAUCCGUCAAUCAUGUGAUGGAGAAUUCGUCUUAUGAAACCUCUGAUAUAUUCUCAAGUCAUGAUGAUACGAAAGACGUUUCAUCCUGUAUAGAAAGCUCUCACAAAAGUUGCCUACCGACACCGAUAAGAUCAGUGUGUGACACCAAUGAAGAUUUUAGUGAUAUAUUCAAGGACUCAACAACUCCUACGACGUCUAAAAUGAAAGCUUCACGUGACCUCGAGAAUGAACGGAGUGUUAGUGAGCACAAGUCAAAUGAAUCCCUGGACGAAGAUAAUGAUUCAUCAGUUCGUACACUGAGGAGAACGCGUGUACGCGAGAUGCGAACGUCUACCGAUAAAGCAAAGAUGAUACGUCGUACUUCCUCAAAGAAGUUGUCGAAAUCUGAAACAAUGUGUAGUCCGUCUUCAAAGGUAGCAGAGGAACAGUUUGAUUUUACUGGUUCCGAUACUACUAGUGAAUGUUCACGUGCACAGAUAAGUGAAGACAAGCCAGAGGACAGUAAUCGAAAAUGUGAUACAUCCGUCAAUCAUGUGAUGGAGAAUUCGUCUUAUGAAACCUCUGAUAUAUUCUCAAGUCAUGAUGAUACGAAAGACGUUUCAUCCUGUAUAGAAAGCUCUCACAAAAGUUGCCUACCGACACCGAUAAGAUCAGUGUGUGACACCAAUGAAGAUUUUAGUGAUAUAUUCAAGGACUCAACAACUCCUACGACGUCUAAAAUGAAAGCUUCACGUGACCUCGAGAAUGAACGGAGUGUUAGUGAGCACAAGUCAAAUGAAUCCCUGGACGAAGAUAAUGAUUCAUCAGUUCGUACACUGAGGAGAACGCGUGUACGCGAGAUGCGAACGUCUACCGAUAAAGCAAAGAUGAUACGUCGUACUUCCUCAAAGAAGUUGUCGAAAUCUGAAACAAUGUGUAGUCCGUCUUCAAAGGUAGCAGAGGAACAGUUUGAUUUUACUGGUUCCGAUACUACUAGUGAAUGUUCACGUGCACAGAUAAGUGAAGACAAGCCAGAGGACAGUAAUCGAAAUAAAAGUGAUAAUUCGCUUUUCCGGUCACCUAAUGGAUUGAAGACAACAGAUAAAGAAUUUUCGAUUACCAAAUCUUCUUCUCUAUUCAAAUGUGACGCAUGUUCAGUUGAAUAUAGUCUUCAGAGGUUACUUUCGCUUCAUAUGCGCGGAAAGCAACAUAGGUUAAAUGUUAUGAAGAAUGAAUUGCUUAUGAAUGAAUCAGACAAAUGUGACAGUGAACCCGUAGGAAAUAUAAUCCCAGAUGUUGUAUCCAACGUGUGUGAAAAGUCGGUGCUGGUUAAUCCUCCAGUUAUAAACAAUAACGAAGUUGUUGAGUUGCCUGAGACCUCGAGACAUUCGAUUACCAGUGAAGACGAUGAUGAUGAUAAUGAAACAUUGUCGAAGCUGUCUGAGAAACUGAAAUCUUCUACUAUUCCAAACAAAAAUAUCCUGAAUUUAGAAACUGGAAAAAAUUCACAUUGGGAAUUUAUUGAAUCUUCACGAAUUGAAUCAAAAGAUAAAACUGCUUCGUUUGAAACCGAUCAACAGAAACAUUUGUCUCAAACACCGAAGAAGUCAAUAACAGUAUCGUCUACUUCUGUUUUUGUUUGCGACACAUGUUCACAUCCUUUUCGUCAUAGAGGAUCACUUUUACGCCACCAACGUAAAACGAAUCAUAGGAAUUACAAUGAUUCUGAUAAAAACCCACCCAGUGUACCAGCUAUAGUGCCAUCUACAGAAAUAUUAGGACAAUUUUGUGAAAAUAACAAUAUGAUGGAAGCAAUAUCAGAUUUGAUUUCAGAGGAAUAUACAGAUCUAGUGUUGACCGAGACCACAAUUGUAGAGAGUAAUAAUAAUAAUGAUAGUAAUAUUAUAUUAGUUAAGGACGUUGCUGAUUCAAGUCAUUGUGAAAGUCAAAAUCACAAGUUCCCUGGGCUUGAAAUAUCAACAAUAAACCCGUUUGUUAGCCCUCAAAAAGGAAUCACAACGCCUAUGAUGAACGAAAAACACCCACAGUCGGACACAGUAGUAACUCCUUUUUUCAAAAGGGAAGAAACAGUUUCUAAGGCUUAUAACGCUUUCAAUACUGAUGUAAUAAAAGAGGAGGAAACUGAAUACCUUUUAAGAGCAUCAGAUACAACUCCUGUUGACGAUGUCACUGCGCAUAGUGAAUUGACAUCGACUCAAUCACAAAAUCAGUCAAACGAAACAGUAAGUGUAAGUGCUGUUUCCUUUCCUUCAGUUUCUUUCCAUAAUGGUUUGCAUAACUCAUUCACAUUAAAAAGGACGUAAUAUACUUUGAACACUAGUUUACUACCUAGUGGCCCAAUCAAGGUAUCGAAUUCAGUCCUACAGAAGGUCAAUCGUGAGGCUGAAUAACUCAGUGAUAAUGUCUUUGACUGCAGAACUGGGUGACACAGUUUCGAAUCUCAGGAGGGAUGUGACUUCCUUCAAGAUUGCAGAUACGCCUUGCUGACAACUAACUACCAACAAGUGUACAAUCCAAGGCCGCCUGCCGAUUGCCUCCAACCAUCUGCAAAUGACCUAAUAUAGAAUUGACUACUAGGGAUUUAAAAAAAUACAUAAUUAAUUCUUGUUAUAUUUCUAUUUACCUAUUUAUUAAUCGGAAAAAAAAUAAUCCCCUGUUGAAAAAAAGGACCAACAUUCAUCUGUUUCUCAUCAUUACAAAUGUCCAUGGUGUGAUCGCGUGAUAAGGCUUUUCCACAAUUUUACCAGACAUACGGCCUCUUGUAAAGAUCGGUUUUUGAAAAUAGAGGUGGGUUUCUGUUUUAUGCACAUCUGGCUUCAGUGGUAUUAUUUCUAUAACGUUUUUUUCUUUUUAUAAUUAUUAAGCAGAAAUCGUUAAGUUGAUUUCUAGAGAUCAAUUCUACUGAAUUUCUUUUCUGUUUUAGUCAGCAAAUCAUAUAUACUUUUGUUUCACACAUCUACCAUUAUAGUGACAUUCUUGGAGUGUUUAUUUUACAAGUGCUGCUAGAUUUCAGAAUGUUUUUAUUUAGUAGUAAAUGUUAGUAUUUUUUAACUACGUCAUACAUAUAAUAGGGGUCGGCAGCAGUAAAGCAUAGAUACCCCAUAGUCAAAUGGCCUUGAGCCAGCCAAUCAUGUGCUUCUAGGCCUCAGUUCUCCAUAGGACUGGCUAUGGUUAGUAAACUAGAAUCUGUAUGAGUGUCACUUAUUAUAGGAUCCAUUAAUGCUGAUAAAUGAUUGACUUUAUCAGGAUCAUAACCUAAUGAUGAAGGUUAUUGUUGAGCAUUUCAAGUGAAUACUGCUCAUAAUCAUCGUUGCGCAUUUUAUCCUAACCGUAAUGAUCUUCGCAAGUUUCAUCGUAACCUUAAUCAAUAACCCUAACCCCCAAUCAGAGUAAAACUUGCAACGAAGGUUAUGAAAAGCAUUCAUUUGCAAUUCUGGGUGAUCUGAUUGGCUGGUUCAAGGUCAUUUGUCUGUGGUAUCUAUUCUUUACUCUUGCUUAGUGGUCUGAAUUAGUGUUACUAUGAUUUCUAAUAUGGCAUAUAGUUCUCGGUACCAUUCUAUUUUAACAUUGGAAUACGUGUGAUGAUCAUUCAUUUUUCACAUAGAAUUUAAAAUCUGAAAAAUGUAUAGAUUUCGGCUUGUCUCUGUUGUUGUUGUUGUUGUUGCUGUAUAGAUUGAUACCUCUUUGUGUACCUUCUGUUUAUUCUUUUCACGUUCCCAGUGGAACAUAAGGCUUCAAAGUAGAGCUCUGCAGUUUCGAUAGCAGUGGUGUUUAUUUUUACGGGAUGUGGUUGCCAGCCUCAUGUCCAUCCAUCCUUCCCUCUCUACCUAUCUUACUACCGGCCUAGCGAGGUUUUGGAAAUGCUUGGCGAGAAUUCUACAACUGUAUUAAUGACCCACUGACUACAGAGUUUUAUUUUAUUCUUAUGUAGUUUUAGGUUUCUACUAAUUCUAUGAUUGUAUAACUUUUAUACAUUCAUUAUAAAUCCGACUCAAUGCUGAAAUUAUUUCUGGAAAUUCGUAACAACAUCUACGGUCUCUGGAAACUAAUAAUUUUACACAUUCAUUUAAAAAAAUUUAUUUUAAACAGGUACAAGAGAAACCUGUGGUCGAUUCUGAGAAUUUGUCUUCGAUGGAUGAUUCCACUAUUCCUACUGAAAAACCAUACUCCAUAUGCUUAAGAAGGCGUAGCAUGUCAAUACAAUCUAAUGAAGGUAAAAAAACUUCUAAGAGAUCAUCUGUUAAGAAAACUACAGGAAAUUCAGAUUCUCUACCUGCUACACCUUCAACAGAUGAAAUCGUCAAAAGUCGGCGGUCAUCGGUGUCUACACUAUCUUCUAGUGAUAAUUUUAUUGACGAUGCCAAAUCUGUUAUCUCAAAUGCUACAACUAUUCCAGCAUCUGAUGAAAUGAACAAAGACGACCCUGAAUUAUCCACAGUACCUUCUUGUCCAUGGUGCAAUAAAUCUGGUUACUCGUGCUUACGUAUCCUUCACAUACACCAAUCACGAUGUCCACUUCGUCCUAAAUCGAUAGAAGAACACAAGUCACCGGUGCCUAAUAAGGAAAUUGACAAACAAGUCAUAACAAAUUUUAUUUGUGAAGAAUGCAGUCGUGGAUUCUCUAGCAGUACAGGUUUAAAAGUUCAUUGUUCUAUGGUAAAACAUAAAUAUACCGAACAAAAACCAGUACCUGAUGAUACAUUUUCACAAUAUAUAGGUUGUCCAGGAUGUUCACGUGAUGCACCGUUAUUUGAUUCUACAGAAAAAUUAUUGAAACACUUGUUAACAUUAAAAUCCGGUUCUGGUAAUAAUCAUACAAGUCGUAGUCAACGUUGGCCAACUGUAUUACAAGUGCCUAAUUUAGGAUAUGGUUGUCAUAUCUGUGGUCUGUUACUCGCCUCUGAGUCUCGUUUAGAUAAGCAUAAAAAAGCUGUUCAUGAAGCAUGGCUAUUAGAAGAACAACAAAAAAUUAGCCCUGGUAAAUUACCUCAGUCAUGCGGUAAUUCUUCUUGAUAAUUGUUCCCCGUUUCUGUUGUCUAUCAUCUCUUUCCUCCACAGACACCCCCCUCCUUGUACAUCUUCUUUAUAGCCCCUUCUAGACAAAUUGUGUUAGUCUCAGUCCUAUUCCAACUAAUCAUAUGCAAGAGAAUGAAUUCAUGUUAAAGAGUAGGAUAUGAUAAAAAUGGAAUAACUGUAUAUGUAAUUAGGUGUUUAUUUAUACGUCAUUGCAUAAUUUGAUAUAUACGUAUUUCUAGUUACAGUAUAUGUUUACAAAUGAAAUGUAAAUAUGUUGAAAUAAGAAAUGCUGUUUUCAAUGUUUUUUGUGUUUGUUUUCUACUUAGCCACUUAAUGUAUAUAAAGAUACCGCUUUUCAACUUAGCUCUACUACUAUUAUAUUGUACAUUAUAUAUUAUAGAUGUACAGUUAAUCUCCUCUGGGUUGUCUUUUUUUAAAAAAACUUUUGUUUGAUCGAAAGUCAGCAAUUUAUUUCAUUAGGAUUUUUCAAUGAACGCCAUUUUUUGUUCAAUGUCAACUGUUUUUGUUUUUUUGUGUGGUUGGAUUUUCUAUAAUAACUUGUUUUAUUCGAUAGUUCUUUUUUUCUAAUAACUUAGAUCUGUUUUCUUUUUACUAAAUGUGUUUUGUUUUAUAUAUGCGUGUGUGUGCGUGUGUGUGUGUGUGUAGAUACCUGUCACAGAUUACUUUAAGCAAUGAAUGUAUUUAUCAAAUAAAUUAACCUUUAUGUAAAAG